Messenger RNA from Pseudonaja textilis, 1929 nucleotides. It is a transcript of the gene MED7, whose product is annotated as mediator complex subunit 7. Gene Ontology annotation, biological process: regulation of transcription by RNA polymerase II. Lineage: Eukaryota; Metazoa; Chordata; Lepidosauria; Squamata; Elapidae. Gene Ontology annotation, molecular function: transcription coregulator activity. The record is from RefSeq and is a predicted model, not a curated record. Gene Ontology annotation, cellular component: mediator complex.
UGCCGAGGAGAAGCGGAGAGGAUACUGGUUUGGGGUGUCUGUUGAGUGUGAUAUCAACAAUUUGUUCUGCUACAAUGGGUGAACCUCAGCAAGUGAGUGCCCUCCCUCCACCUCCAAUGCAAUAUAUAAAAGAAUAUACUGAUGAAAAUAUUCGGAAAGGUAUAGCUCCUAAGCCUCCACCACCUAUUAAAGAUAGCUAUAUGAUGUUUGGAAAUCAGUUCCAGUGUGAUGACUUAAUUAUUCGACCAUUAGAAAGCCAGGGUAUUGAACGAUUGCAUCCCAUGCAGUUUGAUCAUAAAAAGGAGCUAAGGAAACUCAAUAUGUCUAUCCUGGUCAACUUCUUAGAUCUCUUGGAUAUAUUAAUAAGAAGCCCAGGCAGCAUUAAAAGAGAAGAGAAACUGGAAGAUUUAAAACUGCUAUUUGUUCAUGUACAUCACCUUAUAAAUGAAUAUAGACCUCACCAAGCCAGAGAGACUUUGAGAGUCAUGAUGGAAGUGCAGAAACGUCAGCGUCUAGAAACUGCAGAGAGAUUUCAGAAACAUCUAGAACGAGUUGUUGAAAUGAUUCAGAAUUGCUUGGCUUCUCUGCCAGAAGAUUUACCUCACUCAGAUGGAGGAAUGAGAAUAAAAGCUGAACCAAUGGACACCGAAGACAGCAUAAACUGUACUGGAUUGAAUGAACAGCAAAGAACAGUCUCUAGUGUAAAAAAAGAUCAGGUUUUAGAUAAAGAUGCUAACAUGUGUAGCAUUAUUGAUGAAAUGACAUGAAAAAGCUUUGGGAGUUGUGAUUUUCAGGGAACCUGCAACUGAUGCUAAGAAAUUAGAAUAUGUGGUUUCUUUUCCUUUUGCUAUGAUAAUUUAAGCAGUAAUGGAACACAGUGUAUAAAUCAGUAAAUAUUGAUAAUUUAUUUGUUUAGUUUUUGCAUGUAUAUCUAUGCUUGACUUUAAAGAACCAUCAAUCUUACUGAUAACUUUACCUGUUAUGCUGACUAUGCAAUUCAUCAGUAUCCAAAUUUUGCUGAUGGCCAUUUAUUGAAAUAUGGUAAGUAGUUUAAGGAAUUUAAAUACAUGUGGUGAUUCCUUAUUUAGGUUAAAUUAAAAGACACAGCAAUAUUGUUAUAUAUACAAAUUGGAAGUAAAAACAGUAAAAAAUUGUUAUGAAUUGUGAAUUAAAGCAACUGCUUCUGAAGGUAAGGAAGCUUGCAGCUAACAUUAAAAAGAAUGAAAUUCUAAAUUCUUUGAGAUAACUGUCUUUAAAAUAUUUAACAGAAGAUUUGAUCCAAAUUAGCCUUGUAUUUUGCAGGAUGAGCCAUAUUGCUUCCUUCUGAUUUAAAUAUACAACAAUUUGGGUUGUAAAAGUUGUUCCUCAGAUGAUAACUGCUUGUUAAUGCUGACUUAAGUAUAUUUGAACUACUGCAUUGAAAUCUUUGUGUCCGUAUGUGUUUACUAAAGAACUGGAAAUAUGUAAACAGCAUUUCCAUAGUAUGUAUAUAUUCAAUAUUUAUAUCACAUACCAUGCACUUAAAACAUUUCUAUUUUUCCCCUAAUUUCUAAAUUUCUGUACAAUUGGGAAAAGUUUCUACAGAAAGAUGAUUAUUAUGGGCCAAGAAAAAAUAGUUCCAAGAACAAAUACUAACAUAUACAUACCAAAGAACAAAUUAAGUUGUGUAUGUUACAAGGUAAUGAGAUUAUUUUUGAUCUCUGAAGAUUCAAUAAUUCAAUUUUCCCAAAUUCCAUUAUUUACUGGGGAAAAUGUGAGGUUGGCAGACAUUUUUCCUGACUGCAAUCUUUAUAGAAUUUUUACUUUGCUAGUAUGGUGUAACCAGAGGUGAUUUUGUACCAAUUAAAAGUAUUAGAGAAAGUCAGUAAUGUUUUGCUUCUAUUUAUCCCCACCACCAUGAUUUUAUUUCUUUAUACCAUAUAUCAUGCA